CAAUAAUAACUUGUUGUGUUGUUGUUGCUGCUGGUGGUGGUGGUGGAGAACUCUCCCACGUCAUGCCCUUCGCCGCGCCUGUCUCCCCGCGGGUGUUCAAAGCCAUAGAAAAGAGUGAUAUACACACUCUAGCAUGCUGCCGCGAAGAUGAGAUAAGACCCAUCCUGCCGUGUCUGGUCAGGAUGAGCCUCAUCGCCCCCCUGGAUCACUCUGAGGAGUGUAUCGCCGGUAGGAAGGUCAUCCUCAGGAUCCUCUCUGGCAUAGAAGUGGUUAAUUCUCUCGUAGCUCUUCUCUCUAUAGACUUCCCGGCGCUUGAGGUUGAUGUUAAGAAAGAACAACAGUUAAGGCAGAAGCUAGGUGGCGGCAAUCAAAAUGAAAGUGUUCUCGUUCAGAAUCUUGCUAACGGCCUUGCCCUGGAGUUUGAAUGUUCAGAUCCCACACGGAGAUUGCGACUACUUCUCUCUGAGAUUCUUCUGGUCAUGGCUCAAAUUCGGGAGCCUCGGCAGGACUUUUACCACAAAUCCUCAGAGCUGUUUGAUAACCCAUGUUACUUAGAAGAAGUGAGUGAUGUGUUGUGUAUUGCCUUGGCAGAAUUGCCAGCAUUAUUACCUCCAGCGGAAGUUGCAGAAGCUCUUCUCCAUGUGACCAAUGGCCCAACACUUAUUGCUCGCAUGGUGGCUAACCAACCAGAUUGUUUCAGAGAAGUUGUAACAGGAUUGGUUAUGACUGGAGAUAAGCAGGAUGAAGAUUCACCUGGUGGUUUAUUACGUCUACAAGCUGUACGAAAACUUUGCCAGAUGAAUCCCAGCCAAGCUCUCAAUGUCAGGGCUCUCUGUGUUGAGCAAUGUAGGAUGCCAGGUCUAGCAGUUUACCUAACACUAGAUGCUGGUAAAUCUGGAUCAGGUGUUGCAGGAAGUAAUGUGAGUGUAGGAAGUGGUGUUUACAAAGGAGAAGGAGGAGAUGUUGUCAGUUAUGUGACAGGGUUGCUUCUAUCACACAACCAUCAGCAGCGCACCUGGUUUGCACAGUUCGUCAAGAGUGGCCAGAGGAGGAAAUACGAGCAGCAGGCCUCAGCCUUAGUGGCUCUACGCACAGACCUCAGCGAGCGGCUGAGAAAUCUCCUACUCUUCAACAGCAAUGACACCUUACCAGACUCUCAAGUGAUCCAUGCCACAGCUCUGCUCAGACUCUAUUGUGCACUCAAGAGCUUAGCUAAUCUUAAAUUUAGUGAAGAUAAGGAAAUUGGCUUGUUGCUACAGCUUGUGACUUGUCACCCACCUCCAUCAGCUGCUGGAGUCAGGUUUGUAAGCACUGGGCUCUGCAUGCUCAUUGCUUGUCCUUCACUCAUAUCUUCCCAAGAAAAUGAACGCAAAGCUUCAGAAUGGAUCAAGUGGUUAGUUAAAGAGGAGGCAUAUUUUGCUGGAGCCAGUGGUGUAUCAUCAUCCUUUGGUGCAAUGCUUUUGUUGAUGGCAAUCCACUUCCAUGUUCAGCAGCUUAGUGCAAUUAUUGAGUUGGUCAGUGCUGCACUGGGGAUGAAGGUCAUCACUCGUGCCAAUAAUCUCUCGCGUAUCAAGUAUAUAUUCACCCAUGAUGUCUUUACAGAGCAGCCUGGGCUUGCUGCUGAUGCUGCAUCCCACAUGGCACCACCGCUGCUGCCGCCACCACCACCUACUGCCACAUGUGAUCUAUUAUCCAUCUUGGAUAAUAGACUUCAUCAUCUCUUUCUGCAUGUGGUGUCGUAUCAAGUGACGCUUCACCGCCAGAUCUGUGCAUCAUCAACUCCACUGCACCCAGUUAUGCCUCAGCUGAUUGAGGUUUAUGUCAACUCUAUUAUCUUGCCAGCCAGUAAAGGUGGAUUGUCUGAUACCUUCAAUGAGCCAAUUUCAGAAGAAGAAAUAAUGGCAGUUUUCUCCCAGUCCAUAUUUACAGAGAAAACUACAGAGAUUUCUUCAAUCGUUGCGUCACGAUCAGCAGCGCCCUUUAGAAGCUUAUCAACGAGAAAAUCAGUGUUGCUGGAGAGACCCUUGUCCACAUUCAGUCACUCUUCUGGACACAUCAUGCCCUCACCAUCCAUUAUAUCAUCUCACUCGUCUUCAUCUGAUAUGAAUGUGCCUGUUGCUUCAGUGAUGACCUCUCAGCUGCUGCUGCUCUACUAUUUACUGUUAUAUGAAGACAUGCGUCUUAAUAACACACACCAACUGCUGGCAAACAGCCGACGUGUACACUCCUAUUCUCCUCACUUGUUUGCUCAGUUGCCCAUCAGAUAUUUGCUUUCACAUGCACAAAGGGAGCAAAGACUAUAUGCAGGUCUGUUUUCCCCGCUCGUGAAAUUGUUGGUGAGUCAUUAUCCACAGCUGUGUUUGGUAGAAGACUGGCUUUACCAAAGUCCCUCAGCUAAUUCCAGUCUUGGUAUUCUACCCCCCAAAGUCCCUCUGGAUCCUCACUCUGUUACCAAAGCUAUGGAAGAUGCAGCAGAUAAACCUGGCCGACUCCUGGUUUUGCUAGAUUGCUUGAUGAGGAUGCCACCUCAUCAACUCUGGCAGUUAGCUGCUCCUAUUACUUCGUCCAUCAAGUGCUUAUUACAACCAGGAGUGCCACGUAAAGUAUUAGAUACAUAUAGACAAAUAUGGAUGCGGCUCAAUUCCCUGUUUCCUCGUCGUCUUUGGGCAAUGACUGUAGAAGGACUUCUGCCAGAAGACACUCAAGGCAGGUCAAGAAAAAUACUUACAGAAGAUGAUAUUAUACUGGACCCUUUGUAUGUGCUUAGAUGUGAUGAUAGAGUAUUUAGGUGUGCACCUCUCCUACAGCUGGUAAAUUACAUGUUACAAGUGUAUCUGCUGUCUUCCCGUACUUUCUUGUCUCAGCAGAUGCAAAACACACCUGUAGUGAGUGCUCCCCACAGUCUCAUUGCAGGUAGUAGCAACACCUCACCACAAGCCUUGGAAGAAGAACGGGAAAAGUUGCGAGGUGCACUUGUUCUUACUCAGGAAAGUGCUGCUGUGCAGAUCCUGCUUGAGGCCUGUUUAAUGAAAGAUUAUGAAAAGGUGGGCAGUCUUUCUGCUGGUGCUGGAGCAUUGAUUCUUCAGGAGAUACGCAGUAUUGUGUGUUCAUAUAUCCAUCAAGCAUUCCUCAAGGAUACUACAUUGGCAAAGUUGGUCCAUUUUCAGGGUUACCCAGGAGAGCUAAUUGGACUGGUUGUUCGUGGAGUCCCUUCUAUGCAUAUUGCUAUUGGUCUAAAUUGGAUCCCUGAACUUCUUCAACUUCCUGACCUGGAUAAGCAACUGUUUGCUGUAGAGCUCACCUCUCAUUUGGCUCUUCAGAAUGCCAUGCCAUCUACACUCAGUAUAUCAAGACUCGCAAUCAAUACACUGGCUACACUUCUUUCAGUUUUGGGUGAAGAGGAGAGACUUUUAAUAAUGGAAGCCUCACUGCCAUCUCUGGUGGGUAUUGGCAAGGCCUUCCCAGCACUUAUAGAUGAUCUCGUUCAUCUGCUGGUGAUGUAUGGACAGGUGGCCACUGCACAGUCUGCCCUCUCUGCUGCACCAGCUCCCAAGUCUAUUGCAUUUUUGGAUUCACUUGAUCAAGAGAUAAAGGAUGCUGAGGAGUACAAGAUGGACUAUGAAGAGUGUCCUCCUCCUUCACCUAAGACUGUUUACAAGAAACUAGUGCGAAAAGUUCCUCGUGAAGAUAGUCUUUUUGCCAGGAUAAUAGAAGCUUUUAAGAAGCUGAUAAUGGAAAGUACAAUGACCCAUAAUUUGUACUAAGUUAGACUCUUGUUAGGAUAUUUACAAAUAGAUGUAUAUGCUGUACAAACCAUUAUACAGGAUGAACAAGUCCCUGUGCACCAAUACAAAUUAUAUUAUAAUGUAGAAAUAGUUCAUUUAAUUUUUUACAUGUACAGUGACCUGCUCAACUAACUCUCCUUCCCACUCUUUAUUUUUUUUUUUAAGCUUUGUCAUUCCACUGCUUGUUAUUCUAUUUACAAAAAAUAAGAGUGCAGGUGAUCAUGCAGAGCAGAUGAAACUACUUUUAAGAAUUGUUCCCUGACUCUAAACCAAACUGGAUAGAAUACAUUUUAUUUUUAUGAUUUAUCCCCUCAAAUGGGGUUGCCUUUACAUUUGGCCGAAUGAAUGGGACCUACCUGCUAUUUGCUCGGAUCAAACCUGAUCACUGCUCAUUUCCUAAGUACCAUAUGACAUCUGUGGACAUAGCACUUUCUUGUUGACAUAGCUUGUAAGUGAUCAAAAAAACACACUGCAGAUGGCCUUAAUUAGUAUAAUGUUUCACCUUCAUGAUGCUUUAUCAUGUACAUUGCAUAUAAAAACUAGGAUGUAUAUAGUGCUGAGAAGUGCCGGAGUGAGGUGCUGGGCAAGAUUGAAAUUGACAUGUCCUUUCUGGUAUAGACAAGGUGAACUGUCAGGCAAUAUUGAGGUGAGGGCUCUGGUCAGUUGCAGACAAUGGGCAUUUAGUAACAUUGGAUGUCACAUGGAUCAUGUGGUUAGGUCCUGGCAGUUUGUAUUUUUUUGUGUUUAAGAAUGGUUUUAACACUGGGUUUAGCUUAAAUAUAUUUGUCUCUGUUCUGUGUGAUAAUGUUAGAGACAGCUAUAGCUGCUGACUCAAAACACAACCACCUCUGUUAUUUUCGUGGUACAAGAGACAAGUUUGAAUUUGAGAUAUGCUUGUGUGUUUGCGUACCACACGCAUUCCAGGUGUUGUCCAUCCUACCGGUGUAUCUGUGUUCUUAUAGUCAGAAAUUCGAGCCCCUUCAUGUUUGUCCAAUGUGGGCAUAAUCGUGUACUCCACAUGGUAUGCUGUGUACCCAUGGUUUGUUCCUAGAGUGGGGAGUCCUAGUGAUUUCUUCAGUAGUUUUUUGGCAUGUACAGCUAUCCCAGUGUCAGCUGUAUAUAGAAUACAGUUAAUGCACUAAAAGAGGAGGCAGUUAGGGUAAGAUAUAAACAGCUAUUGGAGGAUAGAUGGGCUAAUGAGAGCAUAGGCAAUGGGGUCGAAGAGGUAUGAGGUAGGUUUAAAAAUGUAGUGUUAGAGUGUUCAGCAGAAGUUUGUGGUUACAGGAAAGUGGGUGCGGGAGGGAAGAGAAGCGAUUGGUGGAAUGAUGAUGUAAAUAGAGUAGUAAGGGAGAAAAAGUUAGCAUAUGAGAAGUUUUUACAAAGUAGAAGUGAUGCAAGGAGGGAAG
This is a messenger RNA of Cherax quadricarinatus, 5191 nucleotides long. It is a transcript of the gene IntS2, whose product is annotated as integrator complex subunit 2. The record is from RefSeq and is a predicted model, not a curated record. Lineage: Eukaryota; Metazoa; Arthropoda; Malacostraca; Decapoda; Parastacidae. Gene Ontology annotation, biological process: snRNA 3'-end processing. Gene Ontology annotation, cellular component: integrator complex.